Messenger RNA from Osmia bicornis bicornis, 2535 nucleotides. Its product is annotated as fatty-acid amide hydrolase 2-like. The transcript is spliced from 9 exons. The coding region runs from base 144 to 1763 and encodes 539 amino acids. NCBI's taxonomy places the organism in Eukaryota, Metazoa, Arthropoda, Insecta, Hymenoptera, Megachilidae. The record is from RefSeq and is a predicted model, not a curated record.
UUGGUCAGGAUUAUAAUGUUAUAUACUGAACUUUCCUUUAUCCUCAUUGAAUAUUUAAUCUGCAGUUAUCAAUGUUGCUGAGUUAAUUCCCUAAUUGUAUAAUAGUUCAUACAAAUAAUACAAUUUUUUCGAUUCCUACCAAGAUGUGUACUUCAGUAAAAAACAAAAAAUAUCAGAAUAAUGAUACAUGUCGAUCAGUGUUUGAAACAUUCAUGAAUUUCUUAAGAUAUUUCAUAAAAUGUUUGAUCAUCCAAUUUCAUAGACUAUUUGAUUGUCUGAUAGACUUUGUUUUUGGAUUCUAUUAUAACAAUAAGUCAAAGAAAGUUCCGCCAAUAAAAGAUGAUUUAUUGUUGAUGAGUGCAUCGGAGUUAGCUGAAAAGAUAAGAACAAAAAAGGUAUCAUCUGUGGAAGUUGUUACAGCAUUUAUAGAAAGAGCAAAGGAAGUAAACGAUAUAAUAAAUGCUGUAGUUGAAGAUAGAUAUUUGGAAGCUUUAGAAGAAGCCAAACAGGUAGACAAAUUGUUGCAGGAGUCAGAAAAUACUGAUGCACUCAAGAAAGAAAAGCCUUUCUUAGGUGUACCUUUUACAACAAAAGAAAGCAAUGAAGCUAAAGGCAUGCUUCAUACAAUGGGUUUAAUCAGUAGACGUGAUUAUCGUUCUGAAGAAGAUGCUACAGCAGUACUGUCUAUAAAAAAGGCUGGUGCAAUCUUAAUAGCAAAAACAAAUGUUCCUGAGCUAAAUUUGUGGACUGAAUCAAGGAACCCUUUAUACGGACAAACUUGUAACCCAUAUGAUACUACUAGGAACGUUGGUGGAAGCAGUGGGGGAGAAGCAGCAAUAAUUGCUUCUUGUGGCUCUGCAUUUUCUAUUGCCAGUGACAUUGGUGGAUCUACUAGAAUGCCUGCCUUCUUUAAUGGUGUUUUUGGCUACAAACCAACUUCAGGUUUAAUAUCAUUAAAAGGUAUUGGACUUCGACAAGAUGAUUUUCCUAAUUCCAUGGCACAAGCAGGUCCAAUCUGUAAAAAGGCAGAAGAUUUGGCACCUAUUUUAAAAGUUUUAGUAGGAAAAAAAGCAUCAUUACUGGAACUUGAUACACCAGUAAACGUGAAGACUCUUAAUAUUUAUUAUCAACAAAGUUCAGGCGAUAUAAGAACAAGUAAAGUAAAUUCCGAAAUGAGAGCUGCCCUUCUAAAAGCUGUGCAUCAUCUUAAGGAACUUACUGGAUCAGCAAAAAAGGUAAGAAUACCAGGUUCUGAAUAUAGUUACCGACUCUGGAGGUACUGGAUGACUGAAGAAGGUGUCAACUUUAAAUGGAAUAUAACAAAUAAAAAGUAUUGCACAAAUGCCACUACGGAAAUCAUGAAAUUAUUAACUGGAAAAUCAGAAUAUACAUUUGCCGUGAUUAUGAAGUUAAUCGACGAAGAUUUCUUUCCAAAAGAAAAUGCUGAAUGGGCAAAGAAUAUAACUGAAAAUAUGAAAGAAUAUUUAAUGAAUAAAUUAAAGGAUAAUGGAGUGUUACUGUAUCCAUCAGCACCUUUUCCAGCUAGUUAUCACUAUACAGCUUAUUUCAGACCUUUCAAUUUUGGUUAUUGGUGUCUCUUCAAUAUUCUGAAAUUCCCAGUUUGUCAAGUGCCCCUUGGUUUAAGCAAGGAUGGACUACCUAUUGGUAUCCAGGUUGUUGCAGCUCCAUAUAAUGAUCACAUGUGUAUUGCUGUAGCACAAGAAUUGGAGAAAGCAUUUGGUGGUUGGGUACCACCAGCUUAAUUAUAAAUGUUAAAGUUUAUACAGUUUCUUUAAACUGUACUAAGGAUGUUUGGUUAAUAAUUAAUAAUAAUAGCUGUUAUUACUAGUAGUAAUAAUACAGUAAUAAUUGUUUUGUAAGGAUUGGUAUAAUGGUAAAUUUAUUUGUUAUUGUUUUCACGUUAGUUUCUUCUUUAUAUCACAGUUUGUUUGUUAUAAUGAAAUUAAGUUUUGAUUUUAUCCAGUUUGUUAUUUAUUUUAAUUUACAUGUGUUAUAUUAUUUGGUUACUGGUUGAAUAAGCAAACUGGUUGAUUGUGAAAUCAUUUUUUUAUUAAUAUUUUUAAUAAACAUAUUGCAGCCAUUAUUAGAAAAUUUUUCUAUAUGCAUUUAGAUAGCUUACUGCAUAAACAUAAUGCACAUUUCAUUAAAACAGGGUACUUAAAUGAAACAUAAUUUUUUGACUUUGAAUCUCUAAUUUUACAUACAUUUAAUUAAAUAUAUAUAUUUUGAGAAAACAUUUUUUUAUUGGAUAUUUUAUUAUAUAAUUUUUAUACUGAAUAUGUUAUUAUGUUAUGUUUUUUAUCAUUUUUAUACAGUAUUGUUAUUAAAUGUUAAAACAUACAGUUUUCUAUCUGUCAUUCCAAUUGUAAUAAUUGUAAUAAUCUAAUUAAGAUACAAUAUGGAAUAUCAAUCUUUUAUUAGAUUAAAAUAUACAAAAUCAAUCUGCAAAGUAAUUUGUAAAAUUAUGUGUACUUGGAAACUAUUAAUAAAACUUAUAAAUGGUGAGUACUAAUA